This is a messenger RNA of Symbiodinium sp. CCMP2456, 684 nucleotides long. NCBI's taxonomy places the organism in Eukaryota, Dinophyceae, Suessiales, Symbiodiniaceae. The record is from the annotation of a GenBank genome assembly.
AUGGCGGCGGAUGCCACCAAGUUUAUCAGCCCUGGAAAGAUCCUCCUCAUGGACAAGCUUGCCGCCGUUGCGGCGGUGCUGCUCGCGGCAUGGAUUUAUGCUGACCGAGCCCUUGUAUUCUGGACAGUGUUCCUUUCCCUCGCGGUCUUUCGGCAUUUCUGGUGGCGAGACACGUCGGCGCAACCAGCACCGAGAGGUGCCGAACAGAGGAACUGUGCAUCUGGGCGGCCUCCUCAAGCCAACGAGGAGCUGGCUGCAGCGCGCCGCGCCGGCGUUCCGGCGGAGCACUUGGAGCAGGUGGCCGAACUUGGAAGGCGAGUGGCUGCGAGGGGUCAGAUGGAGCCUUUGUGCGAUCCGCUGAUGUUACUUCGUUUCCUCAAAGCGCGUGACUUUGACGUCAGCGCUGCUGCCGUGAUGUAUCGGGCCACCAUCAAAUGGCGGGCAACCUUCUCCAUCCAGUCGGUGAUGAUGAUAUUCGGCACUGGUGAGCCCUACACUUUGGAUGGCAAUCGCGCGGCUGAAGAUCCGACAAGCUGGCGCUGGCAUCCAGAGUUGCAUUCGCGAGAAGCCUCGCUGGUGAAGAAGUACGGCUUUUUUGGCCGGCUCUCGCAGCGCAGCGCUGGCGGCGAGCCUGUGGCCAUAUGGCGACUGGGUGCCGCCGACUUGGAUGGGCACCAUCUCUGA